This is a messenger RNA of Corythoichthys intestinalis (scribbled pipefish), 961 nucleotides long. RefSeq lists its product as uncharacterized. Lineage: Eukaryota; Metazoa; Chordata; Actinopteri; Syngnathiformes; Syngnathidae. The transcript has 8 exons. The record is from RefSeq and is a predicted model, not a curated record. Bases 30 to 767 code for a protein of 245 amino acids.
CAAAAGCACAUGAGUAGGACGCACUCGCUAUGCUAAGGAUCAUCGUCAUAAAGCAGGGUAAAAUCCCUGCUCUCCGGAAGAAAAUACGAUUUGCGAGGGAAUUAACAUGCAAUUUUCGAAACGACAAGGGUAACAAGCUCCAAGGACAAAAGAUGGCACUUAAGAUGAUCAUUCUAUGCAGUCUAAUGACCACACUGUCGUUCCCGCCAGUGCUUUUCGCACUAGUCCGUUCUGAGGAGAAUCCUUACUGCACCGUCACGCAGCAUCAUGACGAGUUUGUGUACGAAAUUGUUGGCGACUCCAGUCCACCUAGCUCUUACCAAUGGGUUGACAGCAAGGACAUUUCCUUAGUGGAUGACAUGCAUCCCAACAAAUCGGACCUGCAUUCCAACUGGACUCAUCUUGUAACGAAAACGUGUAUGGAAGGGAUCUACCGUAGGAAGAUAAAGUGCUUUCCACUGGAAAAUUGCACUGUCAAUUGUAACGUCAACUGCAAUGAAAUUUCUUCAGCUCCUGUGACUGAAGUUUCUCUGUCUGGAGUCAACUCCACUAAAAUUCCUUCAGAUCAUGUGACUGCACCUCCUCUGUCCGGAGGGCAAAUUGCUGGAAUUGUCAUCGCAGUCAUCGCACUGGUUGUGGUGGUGCUCCUUGUUUACUGCUUCUGUUGUAAAGAGGACACCAGAAACGGAGGUUUUAAAAAAACCAAGCAAUUUUAUGAAAAAAUAUUUUGGUUUAAAACUGAUUCGGAGGGAAAGGAAUAUGUUUAAAACUUACCGUAAAUAUUUAAUUUGCUUAAAAAACAUUUAUUAAAAAAUAUUUGCAUGCAUUUUUUUCAUUUUAUACUAAAUAUAUACUAAAAGAAAUGAAAAAACAUGUCUUAUAUCUAUCUUUUUUUCACACUAAAUAUGAAUAAAUACAUUGAAACUACAUUUUUUCUUUUUUUAUGUGGCUGAUGGAGGUC